This is a messenger RNA of Sitophilus oryzae (rice weevil), 2108 nucleotides long. RefSeq names its product toll-like receptor 3. The transcript has 2 exons. NCBI's taxonomy places the organism in Eukaryota, Metazoa, Arthropoda, Insecta, Coleoptera, Curculionidae. The record is from RefSeq and is a predicted model, not a curated record. Gene Ontology annotation, molecular function: protein binding. Bases 66 to 2024 code for a protein of 652 amino acids.
AUCAAGCCGAAGUUAUUGUGUAUUAUUAAUUAAAAAAGGAAAAUUUGCAGUGGUUUUAUGUUGAUAUGAAGACGUUCAUUUGUAUGUUGAUAUGGCUAGCACUUGUUUCUCAAUAUGUAAAUUUUGUAAAUGCAUGGAAAUAUUGUCAAUAUGUAAAUUUUGGUAAAUGCAAUUGUUGGACAAAAUAUGAGAUGUUUUACUUUCAAAAUGACAAUGGAAAUAGUGAUAGUAUUAAUGGAAUUCAUUUGUAUUGUAUUAACACCACUUUGCAAAUUCAAGUAGACGAGUAUAAUAUUCAUACGAUAUCAAUAUAUAACUCUUCGUUGGGAGUGCUUAAAGAGCCACCUAUCUCUCAUCAGGGAAUAUUUGAAAAUUUACGAAAGCUGGAUAUUUCAGACAACAAUAUUAUUAAAAUCUUACCUGGCUUUUUUGCCCCAUUUUCUGGAUUAUUAGAAUUAAAUUUAGCUGAUAACAAUAACUCCAAUUUAAUCGAAGGAGUCUUUUCAAAUCUUCAUAAACUUGAAAUAUUAAAUAUAUCAAACAAUAAUAUUGGACGUCUCGAUGAUCAUGUAUUCUUAGGAUUAACUAGAUUAUACAUGUUAGAUUUAAGUAAUAAUACUUAUUACUUAAUAUUACUUAUAAAAUAUAUCACUUCUGUUACAUUUGCGAGUAAUACAAGAUUAGAAAUAUUAAUUUUAAAUAAUAAUUAUUUUAUGACAAUCGUUACUAUUCCAGAAUCUAUAAAAUCGUUAUAUGUUUCAAAUAAUAAUAUAAGUGAAUUUAGAAGUUAUAGCAAUUUUGAAAACCUAGACCUAAGUUUCAAUAAAAUUAAAACUGUUGAGAUUGACACAAAUAUAGUUAAUCUUAAUUUAAGUUACAACAAUAUAAUUGAUAUAAACAUAACUGGAAAUAUUCAUUUCUUAAACGCCAGUCAUAACAAUUUGACAUCUGUGAGAGGUCUAAAUAACAGGAAUAUUGAACGAUUAGAUUUAAGCUUCAACAACAUUUCAGAGAUGGAACCAAAUUCAUUUUUCCACACCACUAAAUUAAGAUAUAUCAAUAUUCAGCAUAACUAUGUCAUAAACAUGCCUUCAAAUAUAUUUUUAAAUCUUACUAGUUUAGAAUAUCUCGAUAUAUCUUUUAAUUUAUUUUCAAGAUAUCAACACGGCAUAAAUAAUAAUUGGGCAAACAUAUUUACUUUAAGAUCGUUAAGACGUGUUUCACUAACACACAAUUUUUGGAUUUGUGCAGAUUUAAAAGAAAUAAUAUCUGUACUACACGCUCGACGUGUAGAAAUAAUAAAUGUAGACAGAAAAUAUGAGAGAAGUAAUAUUUUAGGAAUUGAGUGCCUUGAUAUAGAACAGAACCAAUCUGCGAAAACAUUUAAUGUAUCUGUAUUACAUUGGCAACUUGAAAGUGAAAUUUCUGAAAAAGUUAACGAAGUACAAAGGCAAAUGUUAAAUUUAUCCGCAUCAAUUAACCAACAAAUGGCAGAAGUAAAGGAUGAAAUCAAUGAUGUCAAUAGCACAAACGAACAUUUACAAAAUGAAUUUUUAGGAUCGUUGAACUUAAGUAAUACAAUGCAUCUAAAUUAUUUAAAGGAAGAUAUUCGAAAUAUGAGUGAUAAGAUAAAAUCUUUUUACAAUUAUUCAAAUAUUGAUAGUAAUAAUAAUGUUUUAUCAGAUAAAAUUUUGUUGGAUUGUUUGAAAAAUCGACCCAAAAAUAUUAGUUAUUGUUUUUAUAAAUUAAUUGAAAACGAAUUGAUGGUACUGAUGGAGAUGUCCGAUACAAAAUAUGAGAAAAAAAUCGAACAAAUGUCGAAAGAUUUAAAAGCCCUUUAUGAGAAAUACGAUUAUACACGAACUAUACCUCUCACUAAUCAGAGUACGGGCUUUUUUACAUUUUUUCAAGUACUCACACUCAUGUUACUAAUAAUAAUUGUUUUGGCUCUAGUAUAUAUCGGUUACAGCAUAAAAAAGAGAAGAACUGACUCGAUAAGGAAAGAACAUAUUGCUUUACUGUAGAAGUAUUAUUACAUAACUUGUUCAAUUUAAACCUAACGCCCUGUAUAUUUUUUCAACAAUUAGUUAAUUUAAUAUAAUAAUAUA